Molecule: messenger RNA, 453 nt
Organism: Dendrobium catenatum
Lineage: Eukaryota; Viridiplantae; Streptophyta; Magnoliopsida; Asparagales; Orchidaceae
Product: 36.4 kDa proline-rich protein-like
Exons: 1
Source: RefSeq, a predicted model, not a curated record
ACUCAUCCCAAGCAUCCGGGCCAUCCCAAACAUCCCGGUCACCCCUCCCCCAGCCCGCCCGUCAGCCCGGUGACUCCAACCCCAGUCCCGGUGACGCCGAAACCAACACCGCUGCCGCCUACACCAUUGCCGCCGGUUCCUGUGACUCCUACACCGGUGACUCCGAUACCGGUGACGCCGGCACCGCCAGUAGCACAAUGCUCGGUUGAUACUUUGAAGCUGGGGGCCUGCGUAGACCUAUUGGGCGGGCUGGUGCAUAUCGGGCUUGGUGACCCUGUUGUGAACCAGUGCUGUCCUUUAAUUCAGGGACUAGUGGAGCUGGAGGCUGCGGUUUGCCUCUGUACUACCAUAAAGCUGAAGCUUCUGAAUAUCAAUAUAUAUCUUCCUCUUGCUCUGCAGCUGCUUCUUACUUGCGGCAAGACUCCUCCGCCGGGCUUUACUUGCACCCUUUGA